This is a messenger RNA of Lutzomyia longipalpis, 4638 nucleotides long. RefSeq lists its product as uncharacterized. Lineage: Eukaryota; Metazoa; Arthropoda; Insecta; Diptera; Psychodidae. The transcript has a single exon. The record is from RefSeq and is a predicted model, not a curated record. Gene Ontology annotation, molecular function: zinc ion binding; nucleic acid binding. Bases 1 to 4638 code for a protein of 1545 amino acids.
AUGGCAUCAAAUAUUCCUUUGAGCGCCCUAGAACGGAAUCAGCGCGCAAAUGUGCGAGAACUCACACGCAUCGUUGCCACUCUACAUGAAGCCUCCACCAAGUCGUUGGCAAAAUGGACAGCCCUGCGCAGCACCCUCGAGGAGGUCAAAGCAGCUUACAUUUCAACACAGAUGGGCAUUUUUCAGUGGAACGCUGGGAAUGAUGCUAAGUUGGCACUAUACGAAAAGGAAUAUGCAGACAACCUUGAUCAUAUAUCUGAAGCAAUGCUAUUUGUCAGGGAGAAAGUUGCGGAACUAUCUCUCACAGGGGAUGCGGCAAAGUCUGUGCAACAUGUGAAAAUCACAGACGACAACUACCAGCAACUGUGGGAUAGUCUGCAAGAUCAAUACGGAAAAAAGUCCCAUAUUGUCAAUGAAUGCAUUGAGAAGUUUUUGGCUCAGCCCAAGAUGAAGGAGGGCUCCUUGCAGGCGCUCAAGGACCUCACCGUCAACAGCAAACGGAUCAUCUGGGAGCUGAAAAAUAUGGGAAAUGAGUACUACAAUCUUGAUUCAUGGCUCAUCUACUUGAUGAAAAACCUCAUGGAUGAGGAUACUCGAAAAUCUUGGGAAGAGAAGCGAGUUGACAGCGACUUGGCUUCCAUUGAUGACUGGUUCGCUUUCCUGGACAAGAGGAUCGACGCUAUGGAGCUUUGGGCACCCAAAGGCACAAUCUCGAGUGGCAAACAAGAGAAGAAACCGCAGCCCAAAGGCACUGUGAAGUCGCACCACACUGAAACCUUGAAGUGCCCCAAGUGUUCUUCAUCUCAUCAGCUGUUUCAAUGCGAUGCCUUCAAAGCCAUGACUCUUCCAGACAAGCGCCGAUUUGCAUUCGCUCAGAAAGUGUGCUACAAUUGUCUGAGGACAAACCACAUUUCUGAAAAGUGUCCAUCAAAGUCGACGUGCCGUGAAUGCAAUCAGAAACACCACACAAUGUUGCAUCCCAGUGAUGCUCCCAAACCACAGACGCCUCCUGCACAGCCUGCGGAGGCACCCGUGCCUGCCUCCAGCAUCACUUCCCACCACAUGUCAGCCAAGAACCGUGUUCUACUCCCAACGGCAUUGGUGAAAGUAGCGGACAAGCAUGGCAAUCAGCAGGAAUGUCGCAUUCUCGUCGACACUGGGGGAGAAUGCACAUUCAUUUCCGAAGCAUGCGCUCAGCGACUUGGUCUCCCUCGGCGCAACGGCCGACUUGGUGUGAAUGGCCCCGGGGAAGUCACCGUCGCACACACAAAAGGAUUGGUCAGUCUUGUUCUCUCCUCCAUACAUGAUCCCGGGGAGCACAUUCAAGCGGAUGCUUAUGUGCUCUCCAAGCUCACGUCUAUGUUCCCUGGCGAAAAGAUUGUUGAGCCAAAAUCGUGGCAACAUUUGAAAACGCUCCAGCUAGCCGAUCCCACUUUCGGCACUCCUGGUACGAUCGACAUCAUUCUGGGAGGUGACUAUGCGCUGGCGAUCAAUUUGCCACAAAUUCUACACAGCGAGACUGGCGUUCCAGUGGCUCAAUUGACUAUUUUUGGAUGGAUUUUGGGCGGCAAGAUCGGAGGUCAAGCUGCGAAAGUCACGUCGUUCCAUACUUCGGUCAAUCUUGACGCCGCAUUGACUCGCUUUUGGGAACACGAGGAUGUGCCCCACCCGAAAGCAAAAUUCCUCUCGGAAGAGGAACAAUUCGUGGAAAAACAUUUUGUGGAAAAUGUCAAGAGGUUGGAUUCUGGUCGUUACGAAGUCCAUCUUCCUUUCAAGCCCAACCACCCGGACUUGGGCAACUCGAAAGCAGCAGCUCUCCAGCGACUGCGAGUGAUGGAGAAAAAGUUCACGAGGGAGCCCAUCUUUCAACAGAGCUACGUAGACUUUAUGAAAGAAUACUUGGAGAUGGGUCAUAUGGAGCUUGUGGCGGCGGAGGAAUGUUUUGAGAACGCCAAAUCAUACUUCAUUCCUCAUAUGGCCGUCCUCAGGCCCUCCAGCACCACCACGAAGCUGCGAGUCGUGUUCGAUGCGUCGGCGCGCACGAAGCCGACAAACGUCUCCCUGAACGACAUCCUUGCGAUCGGGCCAACCAUCCAACAGGAUUUGGUAUCCACUCUUCUCAAAUUUCGGACCUACCGGUACGCAUUCGCAGCAGAUAUUGAGAAGAUGUACCGGCAGGUGAGUGUAGCACUCCCAGACAGAGACUACCAGCUGAUCCUCUGGCGUGAUAGCAUCCAGGAGGCCAUCAGAACGUACCGUCUCACAACUGUUACAUACGGCACAGCCUGUGCGCCGUAUCUUGCAACUCGAGUCCUCCAACAGAUUGCGUUGGACAAUGAAAAGGACUUUCCGGAGGCAUCUCAUGCAAUCCAGAUGGGGUUCUAUAUGGAUGACCUUCUCUACGGGGCUGAUACAGUGGAGUCAGCGAUGCAGUUGAUGCACGAUAUUCAUGCCAUCCUAGCCCGCAGCGGGUUUCGUCUUCGAAAAUGGUCAUCGAAUUCAUCGGCAGUACUCAACGAAAUCCCUCCAGAAGACUUGGCAGUUUCCCCAGCGGAUGUAGACAACUGCUCCAAGUCAAUAUCAACCCUCGGUCUACAAUGGUCACCCGGCAGUGACACUCUUGCUCUGACAAUUGAGAAAAUUCCACCGGUCACAACAAAACGAGAGCUUUGUUCAGCAGUGGCGAAGAUUUUCGAUCCGCUAGGGAUCAUCUCUCCCGUCACUUCCGCAAUGAAAAUGAUCUUCCAACAGUUGUGGCUCUGCGAUGCGGACUGGAAUGACUCUUUGCCAAACGCAAUCAUUGAUGAAUUCAACUUCUUCAGGGACGAGAUCGAGUGUCUCACUGAAGUCAAGUUGCCUCGUUUCAUUCCACAUGGAGAUGUGAUGGAACUCCACGGUUUUUCAGACGCGUCGGAGAAGGGAAUUGGAGCCGUCAUUUACGUCCGAGGAUGCAAUCAAGACGAUGAGACCACAGUUCGACUCUUGAUUGCCAAAGCUCGCGUAGCACCUCUGAAACCCACAUCUAUCCCGCGCCUGGAACUUUGUGCGGCCCUCCUUCUUGCAAAGCUGUUUGAGAAAGUCAAGGAGGUGUUCUCAUCCCGAUCAAUCGCAGUCACUGCUUGGUCGGACUCAGCAGUUGUUCUCCACUGGCUUCAUCAUCAUCCCAGCAGGUGGAAGACCUACGUGGCGAAUCGCUGUGCUGAAAUUCUCGACAUUGUUCCUGCAGCUCAAUGGAGACACAUCGCAUCCGCCGAUAAUCCAGCAGACUGCAUCUCUCGAGGCUUGACACCAAAGGAGCUCAAUCAGCAUCAUCUAUGGUGGACAGGGCCACCCUGGCUCGUGCAAGACAGUGAACAGUGGCCUCCAAGUCUCAUUGAUCUGCCAAGUUCUCUUCAAACUGGUGAGGAGAAGCCACCCAAAGUCACGUCGCAUCUGGCGACACCACCGAAAACACUUGAGCUCUUCCACAAGUACUCUAGUGUCUCUACAUUGAUACGCAUUGUCGCUUACGUUCUCCGCUGGAAACGCAAGUAUCAGGGUGAGCAAUUGAAAGGACAACUUUCAGUUCAGGAACUUGACAAUGCACGUCACUGUCUCAUCAAGAUUGUCCAAAGCGAGGGCUUUCCGGACGAACUGAAGCAUCUGCAGAAGGGUCAGCAGAUGAAGAGUGGCAGCAAGCUCCGCUCUCUGGUGCCAUUUCUCGACAGCGAAGGAAUUAUCCGAGUCACGGGCAGAAUUCAGAACUCUGAGUUGGGACCUGAAACGCGACAUCCUAUUCUGCUUCCCGGAAAACAUCCUUUCACCCUGAAGCUCAUCGAGAAUGUGCAUCUCUCUCAUCUACAUUCAGGCCAAACACUGACUCAGAGCAUCCUCAGGGCACGGUAUUGGAUCAUCGGUGAACGUACCAGUGUCAAGUCAGUGAUUCACAAGUGCAUCCCUUGCUUCAAGGCGAAGCCAAAACCGGAAACUCCUAUGAUGGGAAAUCUACCAAAAGUGAGAGUCACCGCAGACGAAGUAUUCAACAAUGUGGGGAUUGAUUACGCAGGUCCCAUUCGUCUGCGAUCCAGCAACUUGCGAAAGGCUCCAACUCUGAAAGGUUACAUCUGCCUCUUCAUCUGUAUGGCAACCAAAGCCAUUCAUCUGGAAGCCGUGUCGGAUAUGUCAACAGAAGCAUUCAAGGCGGCCUUGGCCCGCUUCACUGGUCGACGUGGACACCCGGCUCCAGAUGACUUCGAAGCUCUGACUCCAGGGCACUUCAUUGCGCUGAGGCCGUUGACACAGCCUCCUUCACCAAAUUACCUCAACACCAAUCCCAACCGGCUGACCCGAUGGAAGUACCUACAGAGACUCUCUCAGGAGUAUUGGAAAAGGUGGCAUAGUGAGUAUGUCACUUCUCUUCAACAACGACCGAAGUGGCAGAUCUCCCAGAGGAAUCUUCAGCCCGGUGACCUGGUGUUGGUCAAAACUGACAAUCUAUCCAGUGGCGAUUGGGAACUAGGAAGAAUUGUUGAGGUACAUGUGGGUUCUCAAGGAGCAGUUAGAGCGGCCACCGUCAACAUCAAGGGCAGCAUCUCAUGUCGGGCUGUCAACAAAAUGGCAAAACUCCCUAUGGAUUCAAACCCGGAAAUGGAUUCUUGA